This is a messenger RNA of Galeopterus variegatus (Sunda flying lemur), 1334 nucleotides long. It is a transcript of the gene OPRD1, whose product is annotated as opioid receptor, delta 1. Gene Ontology annotation, biological process: G protein-coupled opioid receptor signaling pathway; neuropeptide signaling pathway. Gene Ontology annotation, cellular component: membrane; neuron projection. The transcript is spliced from 4 exons. Gene Ontology annotation, molecular function: neuropeptide binding; G protein-coupled enkephalin receptor activity. The record is from RefSeq and is a predicted model, not a curated record. Lineage: Eukaryota; Metazoa; Chordata; Mammalia; Dermoptera; Cynocephalidae. The coding region runs from base 216 to 1334 and encodes 372 amino acids.
AUCCCGCAGCGGCUCCUGGCUCACAGCGCACGGGGCGAGGGGAGCGGGCGGGCGCCGGGGGCAGGGCCAGUGAGGGCGGAGAGGAAGGCGGUGGAGACUCGGAGAAAUCCAGGCGGCGGCGGCCGCGGCCUCCUGCCUUCGCGCGCCCCUCGCGCCAGAUCGCUGCGCCCAGGGCGCACUGUGGAGAGGGACGCGGCACCUGCCGCGUGGCAGCCAUGGAGAUGGAGCCAUCCCCCUCCGCCGGCGCCGAGCUGCAGCCCCCGCUCCUCGCCAACGCCUCGGACGCCUACCCCAGCGCCUCCCCCAGCGCGGGCGCCAAUGCGUCGGGGCAGCCGGGCGCACAGAGCGCCUCGUCCCUCGCCCUGGCUAUCGCCAUCACUGCGCUCUACUCAGCCGUGUGCGCCGUGGGGCUGCUGGGCAACAUGCUUGUCAUGUUCGGCAUCGUCCGGUACACUAAGAUGAAGACAGCCACCAACAUCUACAUCUUCAACCUGGCCUUGGCUGAUGCACUGGCCACCAGCACGCUGCCCUUCCAGAGCGCCAAGUAUCUGAUGGAGACGUGGCCAUUCGGGGAACUGCUCUGCAAGGUGGUGCUUUCCAUUGACUACUACAAUAUGUUCACCAGUAUCUUCACACUCACCAUGAUGAGCGUCGACCGCUACAUUGCCGUCUGCCACCCUGUCAAGGCCCUGGACUUCCGCACCCCUGCCAAGGCCAAGCUGAUCAACAUCUGUAUCUGGAUCCUGUCCUCAGGUGUUGGUGUGCCCAUCAUGGUCAUGGCUGUGACCCGUCCCCGGGAUGGGGCGGUGGUGUGCAUGCUCCAGUUCCCCAGCCCCAGCUGGUACUGGGACACGGUGACCAAGAUCUGCGUGUUCCUCUUCGCCUUCGUGGUGCCGAUCCUCAUCAUCAGCGCGUGCUACGGCCUCAUGCUGCUGCGCCUGCGCAGCGUGCGCCUGCUGUCGGGCUCCCGGGAGAAGGACCGCAGCCUGCGGCGUAUCACGCGCAUGGUGCUGGUGGUGGUGGGCGCCUUCGUGGUGUGCUGGGCGCCCAUCCACAUCUUCGUCAUCGUCUGGACGCUGGUGGACAUCGACCGGCGCGACCCGCUGGUGGUGGCCGCGCUGCACCUGUGCAUCGCGCUCGGCUACGCCAACAGCAGCCUCAACCCCCUGCUCUACGCCUUCCUGGACGAGAACUUCAAGCGCUGCUUCCGCCAGCUCUGCCGCGGCCCCUGCGGCCGCCCGGGACCCGGCGGCUCCAGCCGCGCUCCCCAGGUCCCCAGCCCAGGAGCCGCCUUCAAGCUGCCAAGGGUGGGGUCCACCCAGAGUUGGGCAUAG